AGGAAGACUUUGACCUCUGUCACGUUAUGCUUUGUGUGCUAAAGUGAAUAAUUCUGAAACAGGAGCAGCUCAGAAGCAGGAGGCACUUCACUACAUUUCCUGACGAGGAGAAAAAACAAUGGCUUCAACCACCAUGACACUCAGCAAUGGUCUGCAGAUGCCAGUUGUGGGCUUGGGAACGUGGAAAAGUGCACCAGGACAGGUGAAGCAGGCUGUGCUAGCUGCACUGGACUCUGGAUACAGGCACAUUGAUUGUGCUGCGGCCUACAGUAAUGAGCAUGAGGUCGGCCAGGCCAUAGCUGAGCGGAUUGGGCCAGGAAAGCUGUUGAGACGAGAAGAUGUAUUUGUGACUUCUAAGUUGUGGAACACCAAGCACCACCCUGAUGAUGUGGAGGCAGCUUGUAAGAGGACUUUAUCUGAUCUCAGGCUUAACUACCUGGAUCUGUAUCUCAUGCACUGGCCAAUGGCAUUUGAGAGAGGAGCCGAGUUAAUGCCCAGGAGAGCUGAUGGCACUAUCCGCUAUGCAGAUACCCAUUACAGGGACACAUGGGCAGCAAUGGAGAAACUGGUGGACCAGGGGCUGGUCAGAGCCAUCGGCCUGUCUAAUUUUAACGCCAGACAGAUCGAUGAUAUUCUCAGCUUUGGAAAGCACAAACCGGUGGUCAACCAGGUGGAGUGCCAUCCGUACCUAACCCAGUCCCAGCUGCUGUCUCACUGUCAGAGUCAGGGGCUGGUCCUGACAGCCUACAGUCCGCUGGGUUCUCCUGACCGGCCGUGGGCUUCUCCCAGUGAACCGCUGCUACUGGAUGACCCAAGAUUGGUGGCUAUGGCCAACCGCUACAAGAAGACACCAGCCCAGAUUAUCAUCAGAUGGCUCGUACAGAGAGGAGCCGCCUGCAUCCCUAAAAGCGUCACUCCAUCCAGGAUUAAACAGAACAUUGAGGUGUUUGAUUUCAAGUUAUCGGAUGAAGACAUGAAGGAAAUUGAGUCCUUUAACAGGAAUGAGAGAGUCAUCAUUCCAACUAUUGAGAAGGAUGGACAGAAGGUAUGGAGAGAUGCCAGCCAUCCUCAUUUUCCUUUUCAUGAUGCGUACUGAUCAAAGCCAGGCCUCUUGAAAUGUUACUGCGCAACAACCCACACAAUAACAGGAUUUUCAGAUUACGCCCAUCAUCUAUUUUAGCCCUUCUCUCAUUGAAAAGAACUGCUGAUAAGCUCUUCUGGACACUGCACUGUUCUAAGGCUAGCACACAUGAAGACAUGUAUAAUCAUGUCCUGUCCAUGAAUGAUCACCUGAUGGAUUUCAGAGAGCAGUUAAAUGAAACUUUGAUUACAGGCUGAUUUACAAGGGAAGAUGUGAUUUAAAAAGACUAACUACUGUAUAAGGGUUUAAAUAAAUAAAAAAAAGACAAACUA
Messenger RNA from Pygocentrus nattereri (red-bellied piranha), 1413 nucleotides. RefSeq names its product aldo-keto reductase family 1, member A1a (aldehyde reductase) (gene akr1a1a). Bases 119 to 1096 code for a protein of 325 amino acids. The transcript has 9 exons. Gene Ontology annotation, cellular component: cytosol. Gene Ontology annotation, molecular function: aldose reductase (NADPH) activity. The record is from RefSeq and is a predicted model, not a curated record. NCBI's taxonomy places the organism in Eukaryota, Metazoa, Chordata, Actinopteri, Characiformes, Serrasalmidae. Gene Ontology annotation, biological process: aldehyde catabolic process.